This is a messenger RNA of Leptosia nina, 561 nucleotides long. Lineage: Eukaryota; Metazoa; Arthropoda; Insecta; Lepidoptera; Pieridae. The record is from the annotation of a GenBank genome assembly.
AUGAAAAACAAAUUGGAAGGUGAAUUAAAAGCUAGUGAGAGGUUUGCCGGCGAUCUGCCGGUGAACGUACAAAUUUCUAAAACUAGACGCGAAUCUAUGGCUCCGAAAAUCAUCGUGUGCCCACCAGUGGAAGAAAUGAGCGAAACAGCACCUCGUGGCUCCCGUCUGCUGAAGGCGCUUAGUCGGCGUCUUUCACGACGUAACGCGGAUGAAAAUUCCUUGGGCAGCUCGAGCAGCAACGAGAGCAUGUCUUGCGAUACCGGACGAAGCGACGACCCCUCCUCUUGCUCGACCAGCGACUCGGGCAGCGAAGAAUCCGAACGACGAAGGCGGCACAGAUCGACAGUCUCUCUACGGCGCGUAUUCCAAAAUCUUAGUAUAUCCCGUUCUCAGUCGUCGUCUCCAACCGACCGCCACAGACAGGCUAAGAAACAGCCCCAGCCAAAACGCAUUCUUCGACCCCCAGUUACCUAUACAUACGUCAGAGGUCUAUCUGGACUUCCGACUCAAAGGGUUCCCCGGCACACGGUAUACUGCGCCUCCGUCGGCCUUAACCGAUAA